Paramisgurnus dabryanus is the source of this 2530-nucleotide messenger RNA. It is a transcript of the gene crlf1b, whose product is annotated as cytokine receptor-like factor 1b. Gene Ontology annotation, molecular function: cytokine binding; cytokine receptor activity. NCBI's taxonomy places the organism in Eukaryota, Metazoa, Chordata, Actinopteri, Cypriniformes, Cobitidae. Gene Ontology annotation, biological process: positive regulation of tyrosine phosphorylation of STAT protein; cytokine-mediated signaling pathway. The record is from RefSeq and is a predicted model, not a curated record. Gene Ontology annotation, cellular component: signaling receptor complex; external side of plasma membrane; CRLF-CLCF1 complex.
CAUGGUUAAUUUUCUAAAGGGGCCUGUGUUAACUAAAAAGCUGAAUAUAAGGCAAGGUAUUUCAAUCAUACACAAAGGUAAUUUAAAGUGCUUUACAUAGAAAUGAUAAAAAAACAACAUAGACACAUAAAAUUGAAAAGUCUUUAAAAAGGAGAAUUAUUUCAAAUGAUAAUGAAUGCAAACAGGGCUCUUAAAUAUAAAGAAACCAUAUUCACAGCUCUCUGAACAAAAAAUUAACUUUUCAUAACAAACUUUAAUCACCUAUUCAUAAAUUGAAGAGUCAUUGGGUGUGGAUUUAACUGCACAAAGCAGACCAUAAUCAACUGUACUCCGGACAAGAAUGAAUAAUGUGUGUAUUGGCUAUAGACCAAAGAGUUUCAAAAGAAAAAGUUAAUAAGACGAGCCUCGUUUUUAUAUACGACAAAAAACACGAAAAAAUAGGCUACCUAAAUAAAUUUUUGGAAUAUGUUUAUUUACUUUUUUAAGGUGCGUUAUUGACAAAAACUCAAGGAAACAUUGGCUGCUGAUGCCCUGCUAUUAAUGACUUGUGGCUGUGUGGUAAGAUGUGGGAGGGGCUUCAGACGAACUUUUGAGGCGUGCACUUUAUUGAUUCUGGUCAAAAAUUGAGAGUGAAGGUGAAUGUGAGCGUGCUUUUCGCAUAAUGCCGCUUUUCUGAAGCAACGAUGAUUUUUCCUCAAGGUUUCUGCUAAUUCAAUGCUUUUUCGUUUCAUGUGAUAUUUGAGAAGAAGAAUGGAUUGCCCGUGCGCGCGCUCCCAUCAGCAUGACAAGAACAGAGCCGAGAGCGCGCGCGACAGACAGAAUAUCACCAUUUCAAUCACAAUGUUGUUUUUGGUAACGCUUCUCCCGUACGCGCUCACGGCACACUUGGCCAUCAUAUCCCCCCAGGAUACGGUGCUUCGCAUUGGCUCGAGCUUGACAGCGGUGUGCACGGUUAGUGCCGAGCUGGAAAUAUCAGCUAGAUCUUUGUACUGGACACUGAACGGGAGACGCUUAGCUAGAAACACAUACAGGGUGCUGAGCUCAACCGAAUUAAGUGUCACACUACAUCAACUCAAUGGUUCAUUGCAGCAAUCGGGGGACAACCUGGUUUGUCACCGUGGAAACGGAGAAGUUUUGGCCGGAUCGUGCCUUUAUGUUGGUUUGCCCCCUGAGAAACCUGUCAACCUGACAUGCUGGUCACGAAACACCAAAGACCUCAGCUGCAGAUGGAGUCCAGGGAGUCGAGAAGAGACGUUCAUCAAUACCAAAUACAUCCUCAAGUACAAACUAAAAUGGUACGGUAAAGAAAAGGAUUGUGAGGAAAACACCGGACAGCAAUAUACAUGCUACAUUCCACGAGAUUUGGCUAUAUUUACACCGUAUGAGAUCUGGGUUGAAGCAUCCAAUCAGCUUGGAUCUGCCACAUCUGAUGUCACCACUUUGGACAUAUUAGAUGUGGUAACUACAGAUCCACCUUCUGAUGUUUACGUAAGUCGUGUCGGAGAUCUGGAAGAUCAGUUAAGUGUUCGUUGGGAAAGUCCUCCUGCCCUCAAAGACUACCUGUUUCAGGCCAAAUACCAGAUACGAUAUCGUCUGGAAGAGAGCGAUGAAUGGAAGAUGGUCGAUGAUGCCGGGAACCAGACAUCUUGCCGUUUAGCGGGUCUCAGGGCCGGCACGGUAUAUUUCGUCCAGGUACGCUGCAGCCCGGUCGGUAUCUAUGGCUCGAGAAAGGCCGGCAUCUGGAGCGAAUGGAGCCACUCGACGGCCGCAUCCACACCUGGCAUCGAAAGGUCGCAUGGUGGUUCUUGCGAUUCAAAGCCAAGUGAGCAGAACUCAACACUACGACGGGAGCUCAAGCAAUUUUUCGGCUGGAUGCGGAAACACUCCUACGGCUGCACGGACGUCAGCAUCAAACUCUACGACCAAUGGCGCGUCUGGCUACAGAAAGCUCAAAAAACGCACGACCAGGUUGGUACUACAAAACGGUAAAUCAUAGCGAAACUACAAAGAAUUAUCUGUAGUUUGUGGGGGCUCGUGACGACAAGGAUUUUAUCACUCUCCAGUGCUCGGGAUAUUACGUUUGGACGAGCCAAGACUUUCUAAAGGAACCCGCAAGAGUUUGGUGACAUGAUCUACUGUUCUCCUUCUGCUGUAGACCCAAACAAAAACAGCAAAGGAAGUGCUUUUGUCUCAGAUCAGAUGUGUUAUUUAUAAGGGCAUUAAAAUACAAAGAUAUUUUUUGAUAAUUGGGGCUUUUGAAGAUUCACGCAGCCCUACUCUGGAAUAACACUUUAACAACUUCCUGAAUUUUCUUCAAGGGAAACAAGAGAAAUAUGGUCGUGCUUAUUUAUGUACAUUGUAAAAAGCAACUUUUUGUAUGGGUAGUUUUGAGUGACUGAUACUGAAACAAUGUUAUUUCUUAAAUGUUAACAUAACUAUGCUAAUAGAGCUCUCUGAACAAAUUAUUUUACAUCAAAAAACAAUGUUUUCAGCAUACAUUGCGACAUUAAUAAAUUAUGCGGUUACUUGA